Punica granatum (pomegranate) is the source of this 4591-nucleotide messenger RNA. Lineage: Eukaryota; Viridiplantae; Streptophyta; Magnoliopsida; Myrtales; Lythraceae. The record is from RefSeq and is a predicted model, not a curated record.
AUAACAAUUAGUUACCAUCUUAUUGCGUAGAUAGAUGAGGCUUAUGGCCUCAUUCUGUUUGAAAAUUGAAAAGUGAAAGGGUAAAACCAUGGGAUCCGGCAAUGCUUGAAGUAUAGGAAAGGCCAAAGCUCCCCAAGCCGCGUGAAUCAUGGCGAUAAUAUGCUGCCACGAGAUGGGCAUUAGUAUGGAAUUUUCAUGUCUUCACAUCCUUCACCCACAUUGAAGAAAGAAGGAAAGCAUAUAUGCUCAAGUGAUGUGUGAUCCACAGGAAAGGAAUUGAUUCCCAGCGACCAGGGAUGGGGCAUAAGGAGAUUGAUUCUCCUGUUCUAUUUCAUCAUCCUAACAUACACAUUUUGCCGUGAGAGUGAGUCUAGAGCUAUCUUGUCUUUCUGUUUGCCGCCUACAAGAAAGGAAAGAAGAGGAAAUUACUGCUAUGGCAUCUGACGAGCCCCCUAAGUACCGUGCUUUGGUUAUUGCAAUCUACGCAACAGCAUCGGUCCUAGUCGCUGCUUUCCUGGGUGCUCGUUUUCUGCGCAAGAAGAGAUGGCAAAAUGGCGAAUCCAGAGGGACAAAUGGGAACAAUUCGCAGCAGCAGGUAGAUGGAAGCCACAACGUUCCAUCGUCCUCAUCCUCAGACAAUCCAGUGGCGGGCCAUGAGUUUGAAAUCUUCCUGAGCUUCAGGGGGACCGACAUCCGGAAGACAUUCACAGACUACCUUUACCAUAGCCUCAUCGACGCUGGGCUCCGCACCUUCAGGGACAAUGAGGAGCUCCGUGUUGGGGAGGAGAUCGGUCCCAAGCUCAUGAAGUCAAUCAAGCAGUCAAGGAUCGGGAUCCCCAUCUUCUCUGCAGAUUAUGCAUCGAGCAAGUGGUGCCUCAUGGAGGUGGCAGAGAUGUUGAAGUCCAUGAAGGAGAGGAAACAGAUGAUCAUGCCAAUAUUCAUAGAUGUUACGCCCGAUGAUGUCCAACAUCAGACGGGGAGUUACGCCGACUCGUUCUCCUCGCAUGAGAAGAGAUUCGGUCCGGAGAAGGUCCAAGGGUGGAGGGAUGCUCUGAAGGAAGUCGUGAAGUUGAAGGGUCUGGAACUGGCCAAAGUGGCAAACGGACAUCAAGGUGAGUUUAUAAAGUUAGUUGUUGCAAGGGUCAUCAGAGAAUUGAAGAAAUAUCACUUGGAUGUGAGUAAUGUCUUAGUAGGAAUCGAGGAUCGUGCAGAAGAACUCAUGAAAAAGUUAGAAGUUGGCAUUGAUGACGUUCGGGUCGUCGGGAUUUGGGGCAUGGGCGGCAUAGGGAAGACAACACUUGCCAAGUUUGUCUACAACCAAAUCGUAGACAAUUUUGAAAGUAAUUCUUUCCUUAAAAACAUCCGAGAAACAACCCGGAAUCCUAGAGGGCUUCAGUACUUACAGAGUAAAUUGGUCUCCGACAUACUAAGGCGUGAGCCGGAGGACUAUGCUAAUGUAGAGGAAGGAAUUAAUGUGCUUAAGGAAAGGCUUCGUGAUAAGAAAGUCCUUAUCCUUCUCGACGAUGUUGAUCGCAUUGACCAGAUUAAAGCCGUGGCAGCAGAUGUCAGUUGGUUCAAACGAGGAAGCAGGAUCAUGAUUACGACCAGAGAAAAGGAAGUCCUGGAUCAUUUUCAAGUGCAUGAUCCAUACGAAGUUGUGUUAUUGGACAAAGAUCAAGCUUUUGAGCUCUUCUGCAAGCAUGCAUUCGGAGAUAAAUUGCCCAGACCUGACUUGGUUGAACUAGCCUGGCAGAUUGUGAACAGAGUGGGAAGGCUUCCUCUGGCUCUUGAGGUUAUCGGAUCAUUCUUAUCCAUCUACCGUGAGAAAAUGGAUAUAUGGCAUGGUACGAUAGAGAAGUUGAAGAUAAAACCUAACAUGGAUGUCCAAGACAAGUUGAAGAUCAGUUACGAGUCGUUGGAUCGUGAGCAAAAGGAGAUGUUCCUUGACAUUGCGUGCCUUUUCAUCGGAAUAGAUGUCAGGCUAGUAAUACCCAUGUGGAACGAUGCUAAUUUUUUUCCAGAAGUGGGAAUUGAGAUCCUCCAACUGAAGUCGUUGAUCAAAAUCGGAGAUGACAAUAAGAUAUGGAUGCACGAUCAACUUAGAGAUCUCGGCAGAAGCAUUGUUGAACAAGAAGACAAAGAACCGGGACAGUGGAGUAGGCUGUGGCACAAUGAAGAUGCAUUCAAUGUAUUAGUGGAAAAAGAGGGAACAUCAAAAGUGGAAGCCAUCAGUCUAGAAGGAUAUCAUUUCAGCGAGGAAGCAGAUUGUCUUGACGAUGAGAUGUUUAGGAAACUGUCGAGGCUGAGAAUUCUUGAACUCGACGGUGCAAGGCUUGAUGGGAACUUUGAGGGUCUUUUCCAUCAGCUGAGAUGGUUGAGUUGGCACAGAGAGAACGUAUCUCCGCCAGAAAAUUUAACCCUGAAGAACUUAAUUGUUCUCGAUCUAUCACGGAGCUUAAUUCAUGAAGAUUGGAUUGGUUGGAGCUCGAUUAAGUUUGGAUUAAAGCUCAAAGUUCUCAAUCUCAUGAAUUGCCAAAUAAGCAGAACUCCUGACUUCUCAGCAUUUCCAAGUUUAGAGAGCUUGAUUCUCGAAUCCUGCGAGCAGUUGGUUUGGGUUGAUCCGUCAAUAGGACUUCUAAAGAACCUGAUCCUUUUAAAUUUGAGGAAAUGUCAGAGCCUGGUGAAGUUGCCUGAAGAAUUGGGUUCCAUGGAGUCACUAGUCGAGUUUCUCAUUGAUGAUACAGGGGUGGAAGAAGUACCUAUAUCUAGAGGUAUGAAGAAGCUAGAAGUUCUAUCAGCCAAUCAUUGUAGACAUCUUGUUGAAAUUCCCACAUCUAUUGGAUCCCUCAUGAACCUGAGGAGACUAUCAUUAAUAGGUUGCGGAUUAGACAAACUUCCGGACUCCAUUGGGCAGUUAACCUCAUUGGUUGAACUGAUCUUGUCAUACAAUGCAUUCGGAAGAUUGCCGGAUUUCGUUGGUGAUCUACAUGAUUUGGAAUUGCUGAAGAUUGAUCACACAUAUAUCACUUGUUUACCGGGUAACCUGGGAAGCCUGAAGAAGCUCAAAGUGCUUGACGCCUCAUGGUAUGAAUUGGAGGGAGAAAGAGAAAUUUCCGAUGAAGUUUUGAGUCUAUCCUCUUUGAGGGUCUUGAAAUUUUGUGGGAUAAAGAGCCUCCCUGCGAGUAUGAGAGCACUCUCAUGCCUGGAAACUCUUCAUUUAGGAGGCUGCCAGAAUCUUCAGACCCUCCCUGAGCUUCCAUCUAGCUUAAUUAGUCUAACAGUCGAAGCCUCAUCAAAGCUGACUUCACUGAACCUCGCAAACUUGGUUAAUCUGAAAGAAUUGAGUUUGUCUGGGGAUUUCGAGGUCAAAGAGGAAUGCCUCUCUGGCCUAAGGAAACUUGAGAAAUUGACUCUGCACUCAGUGAAGACGUAUACAUUACCGGGAGAGAUAGAUUUAUUUCUCCGUCUUAAAGAGCUUUAUAUUCUUUAUUGCAGGGAACUUAAAUGUCUCCCCACACUUCCCUCGAGUCUUUCAUUUUUGAGAAUUGAGCACUCCGACUCACUUGAGAGGUUGCCAGACCUUUCAAACUUGAAUACCUUGUCAAAACUAGAGGUAUUAUUUUGCUCCAAGAUCAGAGAGAUCGAAGGCCUUGGCAGUCUCAUGUCCCUGAAAAUUCUGUCGACAGAUGGCAGCCCUUUAACUAAGCUAGACGGUCUCGAGAGGCUUGAGUUUUUAACUGCUCUAUCUGCCGGUUUUUCUGAAGUUGAAAGGCUUCCCAACUUGUCAAAGUUGAAGAACUUGCAGUCCCUAAUUGUACCGUGCAGCAGUAAGCUAGUUGAGAUUCAAGGUCUGAGCUGUUUGGACAAGCUAAAAACUUUAUGUAUUGACAGCUGCACGUCGCUCGAAGGCUUGCCUGAACUACCAAAGUCAUUGGAGGAAUUAUUCCUUAGAGGCUGCGAGCAAUUUAGCCAAAUUGAGGCGGUUGCAGGAUUGGAAUUAUUGCAGGCAUUGGAGAUAAGCAGGUGCAGAUCGCUCAGGAAGUUACCGAACCUAUUGAAGUUGCAAAGGCUGGAAAGCAUCAUAAUGCGAGAGUGUGAGAACAUCACAGAAAUUCCAGGACUCGAGGAACUAAGUAAUCUACGGAGGUUGAGCAUCUUUGGAUGCAAAGCACUUAAGUUACCCGAUCUUUCAAAGCAGCAGAGUAACGGACUGCGAAUCAAUAUGACGAUGAAACAAUGGUAACGCGUUUAAACGAAAGGAAAUGGAACCGGCUGCUUGAAAAUUAUCCUUCCCGUACUAUGAAGUGAAGCUUUUACUUUUGUGCAUGUGGAUGUGGUUUUCUCCGCAAAUGUAGUAUAAUAUUUUAGAAAAUGAAGAACUGACUGCUGUUUAUGUUACAAAAUGGGGCUGAGUUGAAACCAAAAAAGAGGACAGACAGAACACAAAGACGAUGAAGUUCUAAACCCAGCAGAUUGUCGCAUAACAGAAGGUGUUGUGAGCGUGAUGAAUACAGGAGGUUGUACUGUUUUAUAUAAAUUGCUGUGACUGGAAAUGUUCAGAUGUGAAUGAAGUACAAUCAUGUUAAUAGAA